Messenger RNA from Galeopterus variegatus (Sunda flying lemur), 4908 nucleotides. RefSeq names its product pleckstrin homology domain containing, family H (with MyTH4 domain) member 1 (gene PLEKHH1). Gene Ontology annotation, cellular component: cytoskeleton. The coding region runs from base 86 to 2884 and encodes 932 amino acids. The record is from RefSeq and is a predicted model, not a curated record. Lineage: Eukaryota; Metazoa; Chordata; Mammalia; Dermoptera; Cynocephalidae. The transcript has 22 exons.
UGGUCUGAGCACAGUCCUGUGCCCUGACCCUCCUGGGGCCUCUUGAUUGCAGGAGAGCCGGAUCUAUGCGGUAGCCACUUCAGGCAUGCGGCUCUCUGACGCAUCUCCCAGAAGUAAUGCUGGCUGCGGUGCUUCAAGCCCUCCUGCCCUUGGGUCCUCUGGGCCUUUCUCUGGCCUUGUCUACAAGAAUGUCACCGUGCCUGUCUACACAGCACUGAAGGGGAGAGCCACGCAGAUCAGCACUGUACCCUUUGUGGAUGAGUCUUCUGGGUCUGACGAUGAUUGCAGCUCUCAGGCCAGUUUCCGAACUUCCAUUCCCUGCUCUGAGUCCAGGAAGACCAGCGGACUAGGCAGCCCCCGGGCCAUCAAGAGAGGUGUCUCCAUGUCCUCACUGAGCUCCGAGGGUGACUACGCCAUCCCCCCGGACGCCUGCUCGCUGGACAGUGACUACUCAGAGCCUGAGCACAAGCUGCAGCGCACCUCAGCCUAUUCCACUGAUGGGCUGGGCCCAGGCGGGGAGUCACUGGAGAAGUCGGGUUACCUGCUGAAAAUGGGGAGCCAGGUGAAGACAUGGAAGAGGCGCUGGUUUGUCCUGAGACAGGGACAAAUUAUGUACUACAAGUCCCCGAGUGAUGUCAUACGGAAACCUCAAGGUCAAGUGGAUCUGAACUCCCAUUGCCAAAUUGUCCGAGGGGAAGGUGCACAGACAUUCCAGCUUAUCUCUGAGAAGAAAACCUACUACUUGACGGCUGACUCGCCCAGCCUCCUGGAGGAGUGGAUCCGAGCACUACAGAGCCUGCUGAAGGUGCAGGCCACUGGGCCUCCAGCCCUGCCUCGGGGUGGCACCAAGCCCACUGUGAAGGGCUGGCUGACCAAGGUAAAGCACGGCCACUCCAAACUGGUUUGGUGUGCUCUGGUUGGGAAAACUUUUUACUACUAUCGGAGCCAUGAAGACAAGCGACCCCUAGGCCGCCUGCCUGUGCAGGAUGCACACAUAGAGGAAGUAGAUCGAUCCUGUGACUCGGAUGAGGACUAUGAGGCUGGAGGAACAGGACGAUUGCUCUCCUCCCACUGCACGCUGGUGAUCCACCCCCCAGAGCACAGCCCUACCUACCUCCUCAUUGGCACCAAGCAUGAAAAGGAUACGUGGCUUUACCACCUCACAGUGGCUGCAGGUGGCAGCAGUGCCAAGGUGGGCACUGCCUAUGAGCAGCUCAUUGGAAAACUGAUGGAUGGUGAGGGAGACCCAGAUUCCCCGCUCUGGAGGCACCCCAUGCUGUGCUACAGCAAAGACGGGCUGUACACCUCCCUCACCACCCUGCCCUCCGAGGCCCUGCAGACAGAGGCUGUCAAGCUCUUCAAGUCCUGCCAGCUAUUCAUCAACGUGCCAGUGGAAGCUGCCUCGGUGGACUACCAUGUGUCCCUGGCCCAGACAGCACUACAGGUCUGCCUGGUUCACCCCGAGCUGCAGAGUGAGAUCUACUGCCAACUCAUGAAGCAAACCAGCUGCCGCCCACCUCAAAAGUACUCCCUCAUUCAGUGCUGGCAGCUCCUGGCUCUGUGUGCCCCACUCUUCCUGCCUCAGCAUCACUUCCUCUGGUAUGUCAAACAGCAGCUCCAACGUCAUGCAGAUCCCAGAAGUGCAACUGGCCAGUAUGCCACCUACUGCCAGCGGGCAGUGGAGCGGACCCUGCAGGCUGGGGAGAGGGAAGCAAGGCCGUCCCGCAUGGAAGUGGUGUCUGUCUUGCUGCGUAACCCCUUCCACCACUCCCUGCCCUUCAGCAUCCCUGUGCAUUUCACCAACGGGACUUACCAGGUGGUUGGAUUUGAUGGCUCCUCCACAGUUGGUGAGUUCCUCCAGCGGCUGAACCAGGAGACAGGCAUGAGGAAGUCAGCUCACUCUGGCUUUGCCCUCUUCACGGAUGAUCCUUCUGGCAGGGACCUGGAACACUGCCUGCAGGGGAGCGUCAAGAUCUGCGAUGCCAUUUCCAAGUGGGAACAAGCCCUGAAGGAGCUGCACCCCGGAAAGUCUGAGGGAGGGACACGUGUCGUGAAGCUGAUGUACAAGAACAGGCUGUACUUUCGGAGUCAAGUCAAAGGGGAGACGGAGAGAGAACGGCUGCUCCUCGCCUCCCAAACUAGUGAAGAAAUAGUGGCAGGGAGGUUUCCUGUCAACAAGGAACUGGCUCUUGAGAUGGCUGCUCUGAUGGCUCAGGUAGAAUACGGGGACUUGGAGAAGCCUAUCCUGCCAGGCCCUGGGGGCACACCCCCUGCCAAGGCCCAGCAUCUCCUCCAGCAGGUCCUAGACAGGUUCUACCCAAGGCGCUACAGACACGGGGCGCCCCCAGAACAGCUGAGGCACCUGGCAGAUAUGCUGACCACAAAGUGGGCAGCACUACAAGGCUGCUCCCCUCCCGAGUGCAUCCGCAUCUACCUGACUGUAGCCCGGAAAUGGCCUUUCUUUGGUGCUAAGCUCUUUGCUGCUCAGCCUGCCCAGCUGUCUUCCAAGGAGAACACUCUGGUGUGGAUUGCUGUGAAUGAGGAUGGCAUCAGCAUCCUGGACCACAACACCAUGCAAGUGCACGUCAUUUACCCCUACUCUUCAUUGAUGACCUUUGGUGGCUGCAGGGAUGACUUCAUGCUUGUGAUUAGAUCCAUUCCAGACCAGAGCUCUGGAAAAGGCCACAUUGAGAAGUUGAUCUUCCGGAUGGCUGUUCCCAAGAUUGCAGAAGCCACCUUCCUCAUGGCCAGCUACAUGAACUAUUGCUCAGCAGCUGUGAAUCCACCCACUCACCCACCAGCAGCCCACCAGCCAUGGGAACUGGACGGACGGCAGCUCUUUGCUUCGGUUCCCUGUGCUACCAAAAGGCCAACAUUGCUGUGAAUAUUUCUUCUACCCCUUUCCCCACCACCACUGGUGUCUCUGGGAUUAGAGAUACAUAUCCUGGGGUAUGAUACUACUGUGAUGGGUCUAACAGCCCCCACCCCGACCCCAUUUGUUCUGUGAAAUGUGUAUUUCAGUGUCUGACUUUACACUCUAGGUGCCUUACAAUAUUUCAGGGUCCAACUUUUAAAAAUCCAGACUCAGUGUAAAAACCACUUACUCUUUUUUCACAAGACACUGACUCUAGAUGCUACCUGAUUCUAGACAUAGACAGGGAUGGUCCUAUAACUGAGGGCAUCAGUGCUGUAAGUGGGGGCUUUCUGCACUGAUACUCUCAGAGAAGUAAAUAUUUUUUAUAUUCUAUAUGGUCCUUAUGUGAGGAUUAAUACUUGAAGUUUUCUGAGCAUCCCUGAACAGGACUAAAAUUUCCAAUUCACCUGAACUCUGAAAAAGCCUAGAACUCAUUAAAACUGGACUUCCUUUCCCAAGUGGGAAAGGUGUUGGCAGAGCUGGAGAAAAAGAAAUAGACUCACUGUUCCCCUUUAUUGGUGAACAGACAUUUGUGGUGCCACUUCGGAGGCAGCAGCUCCUAUCUUUGCAGGACAGCACGCUAUCCCUGCUAAGUUUCAAGCUCUUUUCUCUCACACUGGACUGGAAGCCAAACCCAGUACCACACACUGUCCAAGCAAGGGCAGAGGCGGGGGGCAGGUCCAAUCUGACCUCUCCCUGUCUCAUUUUAACAACUGGACAGGGCUCAGUGAAGGCUGUGCUCACUACUGUAGGACGAGGUGGUCGUCGUUUGUUUCCCCACUCUUUGAAAGACCAAGCAAAUGCACCCUGCUUUUUGUUGCUCUUUGAGGCCACCAAAGAUGAGUCAGGAACACAGAAGACCCCCCAGGCUCAUGGGCCUGGAAGUGCUUGAGACAUCUGGUGAACUUCCACUGGGAAUGAGUUGGAGGGCAGAAGGCACGAAUAUGAAAUUUGCCUUAGCCUAAGAGCAGAAAGGUUCUUUUGCCUUUUGCCUUCCUGAUAACACCAUGAUCCUGUUCAACCCAGACCUUCUAGUUGAGUGCAGAGGAGAUGAUCUUUGUCUAUACCCUCCUCUAACCGAAAAAAAAAAAAAAAAAAAAAAAUGAAAGAGUUCAUACUCUGACUUUCCAACAUCUGAGAGACUGAGUUUUAUUUCAUAACUCUAAGGCAGCCUUACCAUUUGUCUUAAAGUUCUGAAACCUGUAUGGGUUUAACAGUAGCAUCCAAGAACCAAGCCUUUAACCCCAACAAUGUGUGUGUUGGGGGAUGGGGGCACACACAGCAAAAACUGCAAGGCUGGUUCUAGUUUAUCUGAACACCUCAGCUGCUAUAAGUUUCCCCUUUUACCCUUUAAACUGACAAGCAGGACUAAAAAGAAGCACAUCAGAAUUUCUGCCUUUUUAAAUUGAACUUGAGUUUGCAAGGUAGGCAGUUUUACAGCCAUUUCUAUUCCCGCCUUUCACCCCAGGAUUUGGGGACCUAGCUGAGACAUUACUACCUCGAACAAGUCACAUGUCACAUGUACCAUACUCCUGGAUAAGCCCUCCAGGGCUGAUGUAAAACCAGAGCUCUCAUCAGUGUCUCUAAGGCCAAUAAGGAUAAUAUUAUCUAGCCAGAGAUAUCAAAAAUAUUAGUGUUUGAAAGAGAGUAAGCAAGAGUGGAGCUGUGUUCAUCCUGGAUUUGGGGUUUAAACUGUUUCCUCCACCUUCUCUCCUUCCUAAUCCUCCAGGAAUUCUCCCUUAGUUUAUUAAUUUUAUACAGAAAAAAAUGCCUUAGAAACAAAGGCUUCUAUAAUUUGCUUAUUUACCUUCUUUAACAUGAGAGUCCCAUGUCUGGAAACCAAAGUCAAAUUUCUGGCAUUUUGUCUCAUCCCUCUUGGUAAGAGCAGCUUUUGAAAUGACAGAAAAUGCUGAGUAACAUAAAAGUAUUGUGUUUGAUACCCAUGACUGAAAUGCCAUGAUCGUGUUUGUCAAUAAAAAACAGCUGUCUGUGAA